GUUUAUAGUUAGUGGCAUCGUGACGCUAGCUGUGUGGAUGAGAGACUCGCAUUCUGUCAACACUCAGUGAGUCUCUGCACCUUAAACUGCUGAAGAUACUUGUGUAGGACCCUACAGUCGCAGAUCAGCGGGGAGCGUUUAGUGAAACUCUAGAGCUCAUGAGAGCAGCAUUCAUACAUCAGAAUCUCUCAGCUUUCACCUGUGCGUCUGAGCCAGAAUGGACUGUAAUCCAUAAUGCAAAAAAUAUUACUUACAGAGACACAGCCAGCUCUGUCCUUCGGUAGUGGCUUUGUCCAUGGCGUUCUUGCAGAGGACUGGAGACUACUGCCACGCUCAACAUCUACACGUCUAAACCCGGGGAGAAAACCGAUCUCUGGAUGCACAGAGACACUCUUCUUUCUGCUGCCUCCUGUGGUCCUGCCACCGCGAAACUCUUCACAAAUCUAAUGGGGUGAUCUUACCUCUCUGGCUACAGUAAGCCAUUAGAGAGAGGAUAUAAGAUCUUGGGGACUUUGAACAUUGAGGAGUCUUGCAGUGUUUUAUUCACAAAGAAAGAUCAGAGACUGAGCAAAACCGUGAAGAGCAUCCGUCGGGUGAAUUUGCUUGGAAACGAUUUGGAGGAAGCACAAUGGCUCGGAUGAACCGGCCGGCUCCCGUGGAGGUGUGCUACAAGAACAUGAGGUUCUUAAUCACACACAACCCAACAAACUCCACUUUGAGCAGCUUCAUAGAGGAUCUUAAGAAGUAUGGUGCCACGACGGUGGUCAGGGUUUGUGAGAUAACCUACGACAAAACUCCACUGGAGAAGGAUGGGAUCACAGUCGUGGACUGGCCAUUUGACGACGGUGCUCCCCCUCCCUCUAAGGUCGUGGAGGACUGGCUGAGUCUCCUGAAGAGACGUUUCAUAGAAGAGCCUGGCUGCUGCGUGGCUGUGCACUGCGUAGCCGGUUUAGGAAGAGCUCCAGUACUUGUGGCCGUGGCGCUGAUUGAAAGUGGGAUGAAGUAUGAAGAUGCCAUCCAGUUCAUCAGACAGAAGCGCAGGGGUGCAAUAAACAGCAAGCAGCUGACGUAUCUAGAGAAAUAUCGGCCCAAACAGAGACUGCGCUACAAACACCCGCACAUUUUCAAGAACAAGUGCUGCAUCAUGUGACUGCACCCUCACCCUGCUGUUCUGAACCGAGCUGAACCUGACGGACUGGGCCACAACUGAUGCACUUUGCUGAUUUGCUAUUAAAAAGAUGAACUGAUUCGGUCUGGAUGAAAAUCCCACUGGUGCCUAAAAUCCUCCUCACUCUGACUGUGGUGUGGAUACUGCCAUGGCUUUUCUGAGACUUGUGGCUCAGAGGACUAAACGGCUACAUAUCUCCGAGAUACGGCGAAGGCAACCUCUGACCUUUGACCUUGCACCAGGACUGACACCCUAAUCAUGCCUCAAGUGAUCGUGAUUGUCUGAAAGAGCCAGGCGGUGUGAUAAUGUGAAUCGUGGACAAAAUUUGUGCUCUUUCUCACUGUCUCUACUACUACUUUUUCUUUCUACCACUUUCCUGCUCUGCCCGAUUUCUAGACAACUUUCAAGUUUUCAGCACAAAUCUUUUUACUGGUGACCUUUUCCAUGACGCUUUUGUUUUGUGAGCAAACGACGGUUGAAUUGGACUUAUGAUGAAGGGCUCAUGUGAAAGAUAUUUCUUCUUGCUUUUUUUAUUUGGAUGCGUGCCAGACACUAAAUGGUUUCUGAAGGCUACAUGAAGGCGGAUGAAUUUAACAACGAAAAUGCUUAUUAUGCGUGUUUAUGUGCUUAAACUCAAGCCUUGUGUUUGCUGAAAUAAUUUUAAUGUGUAAGAACUGCUAGACUCCCUGGAGGCGAUCUGUCUACGAUGCUUGUCCAUUCAGGUCAACAGAAAUCAGAUGGUGGAAAAAAUGGCCCUAUAUGAAAGAAUUAUGAGACGAGACUGUGGUUUAAAGUUGUUUUUGUCUGUUUUUUUUUUUUUUUUUUUUUUUAAGAACACACCUCCAGCUGCAUAAUACAAAUAAAGUCUGUUGCAAUCAUGAA
Messenger RNA from Cyprinus carpio (common carp), 2050 nucleotides. It is a transcript of the gene ptp4a3a, whose product is annotated as protein tyrosine phosphatase 4A3a. Gene Ontology annotation, biological process: protein dephosphorylation. The record is from RefSeq and is a predicted model, not a curated record. Gene Ontology annotation, cellular component: nucleus. NCBI's taxonomy places the organism in Eukaryota, Metazoa, Chordata, Actinopteri, Cypriniformes, Cyprinidae. Gene Ontology annotation, molecular function: protein tyrosine phosphatase activity.